UUGCCGUCUCCAUCAAGUGACGAAAUUUGUCCCUCCUCACUCCUUUGUUGCUCUCCUGGUUUCUUCGAUGAGGUUUCUUGCUGGGAAGCACUCCGAUCGAACAGGGUGAAGGAACGAGGUUGCAAGUAAAUAAGAUUUGCGACUCCGGCGUCGACUUCCGGAAUCUCCAGCUGUCACCGGAAGUGCCGCACCAACUUCCCGCUGUCAUCAAAUACGCUAGCGCUCACUGACUGCCGAACUAUAUUGGAACAAACAUGUCAAGCGCCGUCGAAACCACGCUGCCUUCCGAAUGGGACGACGACGAACGAAUGAAUUUUCUGUUCUCUGACUUCAAAGAAAACCGCGACGUGAACACAAUGGACUGGGACAGUAAAAUGGACUUCUGGACGACUCUGGUCGUACAAAGCUGCAGGGACCGCCGUUCCGUGUGUGUCAAUCUGCAGUACCUCAACAAAACCUUCAGGAGGAAAGAAAAAUCACCUCUGGGCUUGACGACUGUCAUCCAAUCCAUGUCUAGAUGUGGGAAGCUUCAGAGGGAGUCUGAGUUUGCUGCCAAUGUUGAUUGCGGCUGGCUGUCGUGGGGUGUUGGCCUCCUGCUGGUGAAGCCUCUCAAGUGGACCUUCUCCUCACUGCUGGGAGGAAACAGAGUACCUUUGGAAGAGUCUUUUGUUGUCAUCGAACUGGUGAAGGAGAAAGCUGCCGAAGUGCUCAGGAUUUACCAAAGCAGCGAAUUUGCAUGUCACCCUGUCAUGUCAUUUCAAGAGCUGUGUACACUCACCUCCACUGUGUGUGCCGAUGAAAGUACCCUGUGCAUGGCACUUCUGCAGCUGCAGAGGGACAAACAAGUGGCGGUUUCCUUGCAUGAGGGGGAAAAGAUUGUUAAAUUUUGCCAACCUGGGCAGAGUCGCGUCUCCACUGUCAGUGAAGUUGAAAUCGGAAUCUACCAGUUACAGCGUAGUGAGAAACUGCUGGAGGAGCGUCUGGAGAAACUGGGCAUGGAGGCUGAUAAGUGCAGAGAAGAAGCAAGACUUCUACUUCGAGAAGGGAAAAAAACACAGGCACUGAGGUGUUUGAGAGGUCGGAAAAGGGUGGAAAAGAGAGCAGACAACUUGUUCGGACAGCUGGAGUCCAUUAGAGGCAUCCUGGAUCGCAUAGCCCAGUCAAAGACUGAUAAAAUGGUUCUACAAGCGUACCAAGCGGGAACGGCCAGCCUCAGACUUUCUCUCAAGGAUGUGACGGUGGAAGGUGCCGAAAGCCUUCUUGAUCAAAUCCAGGAGUUAUGUGACAAACAAGAUGAGGUGAGCCAAGCCAUAUCUGGGGCAGUGACCACGACAGAUGAUGAUGGGUUGGAGGAAGAACUGCAAUCGCUGUUGGAUGAAUCCAGCACGGGUCCCGAGGUUCCAAGCUCGGUCCUGCCGAGUAUCCCGGGUGACGACUUGCUGGAUUCACUGCCUGCCGUCCCUCACACAGACCUGAAUAAUAGCGCCAAGCAGCUGGAAGAACAACUCAAGCAGCUGAUUCUCUAAAGAUUCAGGACUCCUGCAGCGCAAGAAAAGGAGCUUUUUGCAAUGCAGAGGCAAACAAAGUGACCUGGAAUUUUUACUAUGUAAAGCU
Molecule: messenger RNA, 1614 nt
Organism: Hippocampus comes (tiger tail seahorse)
Lineage: Eukaryota; Metazoa; Chordata; Actinopteri; Syngnathiformes; Syngnathidae
Gene: chmp7
Product: charged multivesicular body protein 7
Exons: 10
Coding region: 255-1526 (423 amino acids)
Biological process (GO): vesicle budding from membrane; late endosome to vacuole transport via multivesicular body sorting pathway
Cellular component (GO): multivesicular body; ESCRT III complex; cytoplasmic side of plasma membrane
Source: RefSeq, a predicted model, not a curated record